AUGACAACUCAGGGCGAUCAACCAUUCCAAGAUCAAUCAUUCAACUCCCAGCAAGUCAAUGAAAUUAUUAGCCGCGUUAUUUCCGGUGUAUUGAAAAGCGGUGAAUUCGUUCCAGAUAAGGUUCAAGAGCAUUUAACAAAUAUCCUCCACGAAGUUCUUUCACAGUUGAAGGAACUCAACUUCCGCUUUAAGUACUGCGUAUCUGGGCUGAUUACGCAAAACUGCGGAGCAGGGCUUUAUCAAUUUGCUUCAACUCACUAUGAAAAGAACCAAGAUAACUUUGCGAAUACGGUAUACCAAAAAGGCAAUAUAAUCUGCUCUGUUACAGUUUAUGGAUUCAAGAUUUAA
Molecule: messenger RNA, 348 nt
Organism: Trichomonas vaginalis G3
Lineage: Eukaryota; Parabasalia; Trichomonadida; Trichomonadidae
Product: intracellular protein transport protein
Exons: 1
Coding region: 1-348 (115 amino acids)
Biological process (GO): microtubule-based movement
Cellular component (GO): cytoplasm; cytoplasmic dynein complex
Molecular function (GO): dynein intermediate chain binding
Source: RefSeq, a predicted model, not a curated record